AUGUUCUGCUUCACAACCUCUUUCUCUCUCUCAUGUAUUAUCUAUUACAUUCUGCUAAUAUAUUCUCUCUCUCUCUUUCUCUCUCUCUCUCUCUCUCUCUCUCUCUCUCUCUCUCUCUAUCUAUCUAUCUAUCUAUCUCUUUGUCUUGUUUCGUUCUGUUCAUACUUUGUAUUUCUGUUUAAUUCUGUUCAUCACUAUCAGUCUAUGUUCUGUUCAUGUCUAUUUAUCCGCCCGUGUCUUGUCCGUCUCUCUCUAUCCGCCCGUGUUCUGUUCGUCUCUCUCUAUCCGCCCGUGUUCUGUUCGUCUCUCUCUAUCCGCCCGUGUUCUGUUCGUCUCUAUCUAUCCGCCCGUGUUCUGUCUGUCUCUAUUUACCCGCCCGUGUUAUGUCUGUCUCUACCCGCCCGUGUUCUGUCCGCCUCUAUCCGCCCGUGUUCUGUCCGUCUCUAUCCGCCCGUGUUCUGUCCGUCUCCUCCCGCCCGUGUUCUGUUCGUCUCUCUCUAUCCGCCCGUGUUCUGUUCGUCUCUAUCUAUCCGCCCGUGUUGUGUCUGUCUCUAUUUACCCGCCCGUGUUAUGUCUGUCUCUACCCGCCCGUUUUCUGUCCACCUCUAUCCGCCCGUGUUCUGUCCGUCUCCAUCCGCCCGUGUUCUGUUCGUCUCUAUCUAUCCGCCCGUGUUUAAUUCUGUCUGCCUGUCUAUCGUUUCUUUUAUUAACUAA
Acanthosepion pharaonis is the source of this 714-nucleotide messenger RNA. Lineage: Eukaryota; Metazoa; Mollusca; Cephalopoda; Sepiida; Sepiidae. The record is from the annotation of a GenBank genome assembly.